Messenger RNA from Penicillium longicatenatum, 567 nucleotides. RefSeq names its product actin-related protein 2/3 complex subunit 3. The transcript is spliced from 6 exons. Gene Ontology annotation, cellular component: Arp2/3 protein complex; cytoskeleton. Lineage: Eukaryota; Fungi; Ascomycota; Eurotiomycetes; Eurotiales; Aspergillaceae. Gene Ontology annotation, biological process: regulation of actin filament polymerization; Arp2/3 complex-mediated actin nucleation. Bases 1 to 567 code for a protein of 188 amino acids. The record is from RefSeq and is a predicted model, not a curated record. Gene Ontology annotation, molecular function: actin filament binding.
AUGCCGGCAUACCACUCCAUCUUCCUGGAGGACCGCGAUGUCCCCGUGAUAGGAAACUUCCCAAUUCUGCCAUUGCGCACUCGCACCCGUGGUCCCGCAUACACCUUGCCUGCGCUUCCCCCCAAUACUGCCGAUAUCGAUGUUGCCCCCGACAAUGAAUCCUACGACUGCGUUGAUGAAAUCCUGUCGCUCUUCCGUGCCAACGUAUUGUUCCGGAACUUCGAGAUCAAUGGUCCUGCCGAUCGCAUGCUCAUCUAUGGAACCCUCUUCGUUAGCGAGUGCCUCGGGAAGGUUAAGCCGACAAUGAACUCCCGUGAGGCUGAGAAGGCUCUGAUCAAUGCUUCGCUUGACAAUUUCGCUAUCCCUGGUGAUGUGUCCUUCCCGCUUAACCAGGCCUUUGAGCCCCCACGCGACCGCCAGGAUGCGGAGAGUCUGCGGGCGUACAUUUCUCAGGUGCGACAGGAGAUUGCUGUACGGCUACAUGCGAGAUUAUACCCCGGUGGAGAGGGCCCGUCUAAGUUCUGGUUGAGCUUCACCAAGAGAAAGUUCAUGGGCAAGAGCCUGUAG